AUGAUUGCUACAGCAACCUUUGCUGGCAUGCCACAAUAUGGGCUGCUGACCAGCUUCAUCUUUUGUGCUUUUGUGGUUUACCGGCUAGGACUUGUUAUCUACAGACUCUAUUUCCAUCCCUUUGCCAAGAUCCCAGGCCCAAAACUCUGGGCCGUCAGCUCGGUUCCAUUUUACUACCGCAGCAAGGUGGAGGGGAGUUUUCACAAGCAGGUGCUCGAAGCCCACAAAAGAUAUGGCCCCACCGUCCGCAUCGCGCCCGAUUACCUCGCUAUGGACGGCGCGAUUGCCUACAAGGAAGUCCACGCGAGGCGGCCGAACCAGCUGGAAUUUGGCAAAUACCCACCGUGGUACGGCCUGCCGAGGAACGUCGGAAUCGUGGCGUCCCACCGCGAGGACCACCGCCGCCUGCGCCGUGGGGUAUCACAUGCUUUUUCAGAGGUUGCGCUGAGGGAGCAAGAGCCCUUGAUUCAAGGUUAUAUCAGCCUGCUAAUGGAUAGACUCACGGCCUAUGCGGAAAAGGGUGAGCCGGUCGACUUUACGCGGUGGUUCAACUUUUUGACGUUUGACGUCAUUGGUGACCUGGCGUUUGCGGAUCCCUUUCACGCCCUGCACAACAGCGAUUACCACCCUUGGAUCAGCAGUAUAUUUGCCGGGUUUCGGGGCAGGGCUUUGAUGCAAGUCUUUGUCUACUACCCUCUACUCCGUCCACUCGCCGGCAUCUUGUUUCGUUCCGAGAUCAAGGCCAUCAAGGACGAAACGGCUCUCAGCGUGGCAAAAGCGGAAAAGCGCAUCGAGCUGGGCGCCGACGCACCUCGCAAGGACUUUAUGACCUAUAUCCUGCGCAACCAGGGAAAAAGCGACGACAAGACGGGCAUCACGCAAGAAGAACUGCUGUUGAUGGGGGGUUCCUUGAUCCGCGCCGGGUCGGAGACGACAUCGACGGCACUGGUGGGCACCCUCUUCAUUUUGUGCAAGAAUCCAAGGGCUCGCCAGCUGCUAUACCAAGAGAUACGAUCCGCAUUCUCUUCCGAGUCAGACAUAACCAUGGUAUCCACUUCUCAGCUUCCCUUUUUACAUGCUUGCAUAGAAGAGGGGCUUCGUCUGUACCCACCGGUCGGAUACGUGCCACCACGAGUCUCUCCGGGGGACUACGCUGAAGGGUUGUACAUGCCCAAGGGUAGUCAAGUCUACGUCUGUGCGUGGGCUACUCAGCGACUGGCGUCCAAUUUCGCCGACCCAGAGACGUUUGCGCCGCAGCGAUGGUUGCCAAAGUCGCACCCUCUAUACGAGAACAAGUUCGCCGACGACAACUUUGCAGCUUUCAAACCUUUCUCCUACGGCACUAGGGACUGCAUCGGGAAAAACCUUGCGUAUGCCGAAAUGCGGGUGACGUUGGCGAGGUUGUUUUGGAAGUUCGAUUUGGAGUUAGUUCCUGGGCAAGACGACUGGAUGGACUCCCAGCCAAACACAUCCGUGUGGCACAAGAAUGAUUUGAUGGUAAAGUUGAAGCCUGUCGCGAGGUAG
This is a messenger RNA of Pyricularia grisea, 1524 nucleotides long. RefSeq lists its product as uncharacterized. The transcript has 2 exons. The record is from RefSeq and is a predicted model, not a curated record. Bases 1 to 1524 code for a protein of 507 amino acids. Gene Ontology annotation, molecular function: monooxygenase activity; iron ion binding; heme binding. NCBI's taxonomy places the organism in Eukaryota, Fungi, Ascomycota, Sordariomycetes, Magnaporthales, Pyriculariaceae.